UAAGUAUAGUGGAUGUGAACCUUUUCCAUCAUGGCGUCGUCCGGCUCAGAUAUGUCCUUCUGGAUUGGAUUCUUCAAAGAAGCAGGCAUACCAGCUGGGGAUGCAGCCAAUUAUGCUGUCACCUUCUCAGACAACAGGAUCACAAGGUCCAUGCUGUUGGACUUGAACAAAGAAUACCUGAACGAUAUGGGCAUUACUAUACUCGGAGAUGUGAUUGCUAUACUGAAACACUCAAAGACUGUUUUUAACCAGGAUGUUCGUGACCGUGCUUUAAGAGAUACAUCAGCCAUGCAAGAAACACCUCAACUCAUUAAGAGAUCCACUCCUGCCAGUCGCACCCUGGGUCAUUACCUAGCCAAGGCAGAGAGAAGUGCCUCUCCACUCAUGCCUGCUGCUACCUCCAAACUCUCCAAAGAAAUGGCACUCAGACUCGGCAGUCCUAUCAAGCCAGAUGCAGCUGGUACAGUCCUGUAUAGCUCAAGUCCGAUGAUUUCUGUGACCCCCUCCAACCGUAAAGUGUUCACAGACUUUGAGACAGACUUCAAAGUGAAUGUACCAGUGAAGUCCAGUGGCGAGACUAAGAAAAAGUUACUGAAACAAAGACAGCUGGCAGAGUUGCAGAGAAUUCAGGUUGAAGAAGAAAAAAAGAAAACGGCUUCUGGCAAAACCUCUGUUUUUGAAAGACUUGGAAGUGAAAAGAAGACAACAUAUGUUGACUUAGACAGCACAUCCACAACGCAACCGUCAAUAUUUGCCCGCCUGGGCGGGAAGUCACCCAUUAAGCGAGCGGCAACAUCUACCGUAACGUUUGGAGAUGACGAUGAUGCUGAGGAGACAGAGGUAGGCCUGCCUCUGGAGUAUGCCGGGGUACUGAAGGAACCAGCCGCAAAGAAGAAGAAACUUGUGGCAAUGAAGAAACCAAAAAUACAGGAGAAAUUGCAGGGUCCGAAGAAAGUUCUUGACAUACAAACUGAUGGCGUGCUUGCUCGUCCGACAGUACCUACGACCUCGGAUAUCCGGUCCCGACUUGGCGCACGCAGUACCACUGCAGAGGUCACCAGCACCACUGCGGCGCAGCCUGCUGUCAAAGUGAACACUUCCACAAAAAAUAACAAAGGUACAAUUAUUGCAAGGACUGGCGGUGCUAAACAAUUGGACAGCAUUACAAUCACAGUUAAAACUACUCCGAAAUCCAAUAUGGCAAAAAAGCGUGUUGGAUCUUCAGAAAAUGAAUCCUCAACGUUGGACACUACUUCUCCAGCAAGCUCUGCUGCUAACAUGUCUCAGGCAGCAGGAGUUUUUGCACGUCUUGGGAAAUUAAAGUCGUGAUCAAAUUAUUUCCCCAAUAUUUUGUAAACUUAAAAAAAAGAGUCUCAGAUUUUCUAUUUUGUGUUAAAAAUGUCCAAUUUGAGUUUUUUUCGAUGCUGUCAAUACCAUGGAUUUUAUUUAAUUAUUUCAUUGUGAUAUUUUAUUGUGUACAUUCAAACUGCUGAAAAUCAGCUUUUCUAUGACCCACCUUUUAUUGCUGUUUACUAAGUGAGAUAGAUAGCUUAUAAUAAAGUAUUGUUUCACUUUUACACAGGAUUGAAGUUUUUUUUGUUUAACGAAUUUAUUAUUCAUGUCCAUUUAUGUGGCGACAUUUAUAAAACAACAUAAUUUAAACCAGUUUGUUUCCUAACUCCUUAAUUGUUUGUCUUUUUAGCUCCAUAUUUUUUCUACAUCGUAUUAUUUUUAGCUUGACUAUUCACACAAAAAUUCUAGUAAUAAUACAGUAUACUCACCAAAAUGUCAGCAUUGCUGUCUGAGUAAAAGAGUUUAAUUGCAUAGGCACAUUUUUUUUGUUUUACUUAAAAUAUUCAACAUCAAAUAUCUUUUUGGUCAGUAUAUUAUUUUUAUUAGCACAAAAAAGAAGAAUAUUCUUGCAUGCUGUUUUUGGACAGCUCUUGUUCAGUUUGUUUUAAUCUUAAUUUAUAUUCUGGCGAUGAAUUAUAAUUAUUAUAAAAAUUGCAAUACAAAGCAGUAUUAAGCAUGUUUUACACUCUAGACAAGAUAAGUUUUUUUACUUCUAUUUAUCAAAAAUGGCUAAAAGAUGUUCGGUCUUAUGAAUUCUAGAAUAUACUAUUUUUUAUGCAAGUAUAUGUGUUAACAUUCAAUAAGUAAACAAAGUUUCAUAAUUUGUUAAUGUACUGUGUUUUAUUGAAAACUUUAAACUACUGAUGGUUACAGGAAUAUAAACAUUUAUUGGGUGAAGAUUGAAUUUGCCAAACUUGGUGUCUUGUAUAUUAUGCAUGUAUUAAUUUACCUCUUGGUUAUUUAUUGGCAGGGUAGCCUAGUUAUUCAUUAUUCAUAUAGUAGUUCUUUAUCCUUCAUGAUCUAAAACUUCAUAUAUCCAUACCCUCAGAGUUCAUUGUUUCUUACAGUAAAAUGAAGUUAUUGCAUUUGCAUGUAUCUUUCUUUGCCCACUUUGGAACAAUCCAUUGCAUUUUAUAGUAUGAGCUAUCAGGUUUUUUUGUGUGUGCAAUAUAUUUUUUGUAUUUUUAACAGAUGAUUACAUUUAAAUAAGGGGUGGGCAAAUUUUCAUUUGCAAUAUAGUUUAACUUACAUUACAGUCUUACUUCAAUUGAUACUUUUCAAUGAUUGGUACAUGAUGUAUUGAUAUGUGUAUAUUUCUCUUCCUAAGUUAUAUAGAAUAUGUUUUUGUUUAAAAGGAUUUAUUGAUAAAUGUGAAAGUUGAAAAUUUACAUAAUGGUUGUAAUUGAUCCAAAUGCAGUAUGACCCAUUUGAUCAAACAUAGGAGUUUUUUUAUAUGGGCAGCUACUUUUAAAACUUGCUGGAUUCUGUUUACAUUGUACAGGCAUUAUUGACCCUAGUUUUAAAAUUUAUCAAAAAUGAAUAAAAAUAAGUUAGCUA
This is a messenger RNA of Dreissena polymorpha, 2910 nucleotides long. RefSeq lists its product as uncharacterized. Gene Ontology annotation, cellular component: nucleus. The coding region runs from base 31 to 1329 and encodes 432 amino acids. NCBI's taxonomy places the organism in Eukaryota, Metazoa, Mollusca, Bivalvia, Myida, Dreissenidae. The transcript has 9 exons. The record is from RefSeq and is a predicted model, not a curated record.